AUGUCUCUAGUUGAAAGUAUUAACUCGGCUCCUUUCAGCGAGUUUAUUCAUCGAUAUAUACCGCCAUAUGCCUUGGAUCUCACCAUCAGACUCCCUACCACAAGUUCGGAUGAUACCCAUGGAGAAUCUGGACACAUCUACUCGCUUCAGUUUUAUACUGCUGCCUCAAUACCUGAGCCAUAUAUGAAUGCGUGUUAUGAUCUUAUAUAUCUCACCAGUUCGGCAGCAUAUAAGCAGUCGGCCUCUGGUUGGUCUGCCCGCAAAAAGAAAUUAGAAAUGAAACUGUUAGACAUGCGAUAUAUGGUACUUGUUUUGAAAAGGAAUAACGAAGCCGAAGGUACUUUGGAUAUGCCGGCAGUUGGAGGCUUUUUGUCCUUUAUGGUCACUGAGGAAGACGAGAUGCAGGUUCUCUACUGUUAUGAAAUCCACCUUGCCCCCGAGGUACAGCACAAGGGCGUCGGAAAACAGUUACUUCAAAUAUUCGAAGACAUUGGCAAGAACAUAGGUCUUCAAAAGGGGAUGCUCACAGUCUUCAAGUCUAACACGAGUGCUAUUCGAUUUUACGAACGGCUCGGUUUCACGGAGGACGCGAAUUCGCCAAAGCCAGCCAAAUUACGGAACGGGAAGAUGAAAGAGUACGAUUAUAUGAUUAUGUCCCAACCGUUUACGAACGAUAGCAGUGAGAAGAUGGACAUCUCGACCCCUGAUUUCAAUUGA
Molecule: messenger RNA, 717 nt
Organism: Trichophyton benhamiae CBS 112371
Lineage: Eukaryota; Fungi; Ascomycota; Eurotiomycetes; Onygenales; Arthrodermataceae
Product: GNAT family acetyltransferase Nat4, putative
Exons: 1
Coding region: 1-717 (238 amino acids)
Cellular component (GO): nucleus
Molecular function (GO): protein N-terminal-serine acetyltransferase activity; histone H2A acetyltransferase activity; histone H4 acetyltransferase activity
Source: RefSeq, a predicted model, not a curated record